CCCCCACCCCUCUCCCAGAGGAGCAGAAGCUCUGAGCUGCUGCGACUAGACGCAGAACAGGGAUCCUGGAAGCGAACUAGCAACAGGUGAUCCGGGAGAGGCCGUAAGCGGAGCCCGUCCCCUGUGAGUUCCCGAAGGCACUCGCCCUCCGCCGGGGAGCCUGCAGGAUGGCAGCCAACGGCACAGUGGGGCCCGAGUCGCAGGAGAUGCAGCGCCGCGUGGAUCAGAUCACAGAUGAGUCGCUGGAGAGCACCCGUCGGAUGCUGCAUAUGGUGGAAGAGAGCAAAGACGCUGGGAUCCAGAUCUUGGUGAUGCUGGAUGAACAGGGAGAACAGCUGGACCGGAUUGACGAGGGGCUGGACCAGAUCAACCAGGACAUGAAGGAGGCGGAGAAGAACCUGACAGACAUGGCCAAGUGCUGCGGCAUCUGCGUCUGCCCCUGUGCCAAGCUGAAGAACAUCAAGGCCAGUGAGGCGUACAAGGCGGUCUGGGGCAACACCCAGGACGGGGUGGUCUCCACGCAGCCCUCGCGGGUGGCAGACGAAAGGGAACAGAUGGUCAUGAGCGGCGACUACAUCCACAGAAUAACGAAUGACGCGCGGGAGGACGAGAUGGAGGAGAACCUGGUGCAGGUGGGAAGCAUCCUGGGCAACUUGAAGAGCAUGGCGCUGGACGUGGGCAACGAGAUCGACAUCCAGAACAAGCAGGUGGAAAAGAUCAUGGAGAAGGUCACCGUGAACGAAGAUCGCAUCCAAGAAGCCAACACCCGGGCCAAGAAGAUUCUAAAAAAUGCCUGAGACGCCGCGCCACGUGCUGUCCCGCUUCGCUGCCCCCCUACCCCGGCUCCCGGUCGCAGCUGUCCGUCCGUCUGUCCGUCCCUGCUGUCCAACCUGCCCUGGAGUCUCUGGCGCCGUGCGUUAGGUGGAGCCGCGGAUGUUCGGGGGCGGGCGUAGGGUGUGUGCACUGCCAUUGCACUUAGCGGAUAACAGCCUUACUAUUGCAGCCAGCUAGGGGAGCUCCUCCUGUAGCUCCAGUGGGAGAGGGCUGUCCCUGGGUGCUGAAGGUAGUAGGCUUAGUGGCAGGUGGGGGGACGGAGUAUGCUACAGACACGGUGGCUCCCUGUGUUGUGGGGGGAAGGGAUCUUUAUAUCCUCUUGGGGGUACACAUGUGACCCCCCCCACCCACUGUAGGAAAGGCAGACCCCUGUGCAUCAUGCCCCAGUGCAGUGACUCAGAAGGAGGAAGCGGCCCUGAACUUUCUCCCAGUCGGGGGGAAUUUUUGGAGCGCGGCGUGUGGAUAUUUGGCUCUAUUUUCAAACGGCCACAGCCCUGCCUCCCAUGGGACCCUAAUCUCCCCCACCCCUCCUCUUGUGAUUGGGUCCUCAUGCCCCGCACCCGCUCCUGCCACCCAUGCCCCUACCCUGGAGGCUCCUCCCCCUGGCUGAGAUGGGUUUUCCCAGGGGCAGGUAAUGAGUGCUGGGGGAGGGCCAGUCAGCUGUGGGAUUGGGCAGGACUCUGCCGUCUGGAGAGAAAUGGGGGUAGGGGAGGGGGUGAGAGGGAGACAGGGAUUUUCUUGUGUGUUAUCCCAGCCAACUUUGGGUUCUGAGCAGCCUAUGAUUUUAUGAAGCAUGUUAACCUGUGGAACUCCAUGCCACAAGAUAUUAAUAAUCCCUAGAUCUCAAAGCACUUUACAAAGGGGCGUG
Trachemys scripta elegans is the source of this 1702-nucleotide messenger RNA. RefSeq names its product synaptosomal-associated protein 25-like. Gene Ontology annotation, molecular function: voltage-gated potassium channel activity; SNAP receptor activity; syntaxin-1 binding. Lineage: Eukaryota; Metazoa; Chordata; Testudines; Emydidae. The record is from RefSeq and is a predicted model, not a curated record. Bases 168 to 797 code for a protein of 209 amino acids. The transcript has 8 exons. Gene Ontology annotation, cellular component: plasma membrane; SNARE complex. Gene Ontology annotation, biological process: exocytosis; synaptic vesicle fusion to presynaptic active zone membrane; synaptic vesicle priming.